Molecule: messenger RNA, 1142 nt
Organism: Paramuricea clavata
Lineage: Eukaryota; Metazoa; Cnidaria; Anthozoa; Malacalcyonacea; Plexauridae
Source: the annotation of a GenBank genome assembly
AUGAAUAUUAAUAUCUGUCAUUUUAGAAACCUUCCACAAGUAUGAUGGAUUUAUAUAUCCUGAACCGUCUACAUGGUCAUUGGUCAGAUGGUUUUCUUCUGGAUCUGCAUUGGAUGACAGGAGAGCAUUCUUUCGAGAAUUUUUUCCGAAGUGGAGCGCAUUUCACAUUGAUUCCUUUGAUCCCCAAAUUCAACCAGUGGAAGCACUGGAACAGCUCGACUGUUUGGUUCAGGGCAUUUCUGCAGUCUGGACAAUUAAUGACACUCGAUAUCAACAUCGUUUUAAGGUUGAUUAUGACAAACUUAGCCUUUCGGAGGUAGGCCUAAUUAGUAAAGACAUGUUAUAAGAAAUGGUACAAAUUUGCUGGGCAAAUAGUAUUGCUACAGUGCAGUAAGGUUCAAAUUUAAUCGGACAUCCUUAAACAAAUUGCAUUGCCAUAGAUUGUAAAACCUGAAACCAGCUGACAAUUUAAGUAAAAUACAUAACAAAAACCGAAAAAUAAAAACAAACUGGGCUACUGUGAAUAAUAUGACAUGUAAAUUAAAUAAAUGGUUAUACAAGCUUUUGAUAUGAUUACAGACUCGUUAUCAUGUAAUUAAAAUGCCUGCAUGUAUUUUAUUGGUUUGCUGCUUACUACAAUAUGUUGAGAUAUCUAAAACCUUCAUGUAUAGCAAAAAGGAAAGUUAAGCUUCAAGAAUCAAGGGCGACCGGAUAUUUUUUCCCUGAUUAUCUGUUAUUGUUAUUUGACUAGACAAUACAAAAUUACACUAUUUUUCUUUUAGGUUUUCAAGGAAAUUUUAAUGCCAAAACUUGAGGCAAACUUGACAGUUUUGGGAAGUCAAACAAAGGAUGCGAAAGAUAAAGUUCAUGUGGUGCUGUCAUCGGUUAUAAUAACUUACGUGUUUACCAAAUAUCAUGUUAAUUUGAAAUGCGAGCAGUAUGAAACUUUAUUGAAAUGUUUAAAGCUACCUCCAGAUAAGGAAGUAUGUUCCGAAUUUAUGAAGAGUAUUAAUGAAUUUGACGACAAUAUUUUAAGGCAAGUUUAUGGCGUUGUUAUUUCAGGGAUAUCGCGUGUAUUUGAAAUAUUAAAUAAAGAAUAUUGCUAUCACAUAAGCAGUCAUGACAAUGCAAGGCAUGACUGA